This is a messenger RNA of Anastrepha obliqua, 834 nucleotides long. Its product is annotated as pupal cuticle protein 36. The record is from RefSeq and is a predicted model, not a curated record. The transcript is spliced from 3 exons. NCBI's taxonomy places the organism in Eukaryota, Metazoa, Arthropoda, Insecta, Diptera, Tephritidae. The coding region runs from base 1 to 834 and encodes 277 amino acids.
AUGCGUGGAUUUAUUGUAUUGUGCUUGUCCGCCGUGGCUUUGGCCGCACCACAGGGCUACAACUAUAACCAGGGUUCAGCUGGUGGUAUUGGUGGCGGUGCUGGUGGUGCAGGUCUCAUCUCACAUGGCCAGGGUGGUUUCAGCCAGUUUGGUCAAUCUUCAAGUUCAGGCGGCUCUUUCUUCCAUGGUGGCAGUGUUGGCGCUGGCGGUGCUGGCGUUCAACAAGGUUUCUUCAAUCAUGGUGGCUCCCAACAACAACAACCUGCCGUUGUUUCGAAACGUUUCUUCAUUCACACUGCCCCCGAGGAUGCCGAUGAGCAAUACCAGGAGAAACACAUCACCGUAGGAGUGCCACGCAAGAACUACAACGUGGUAUUCAUCAAAUCACCAAACCGCGCACACAAGAAGGCCUCGAUCAAGAUUACACCCGCCAUCAACGAAGAUAAGACCGUCAUCUAUGUGCUCAACAAGAAGACCGACGGUACUGACAUCGAUGCCCAAGUGCUGGAACAGCCCGCUGUCACCACCAAACCUGAAGUAUUCUUCAUCAAGUACAAGACCGCCGAAGAAGCCCAACAUGCCCAACAGGAAAUCCAAGCUCAAUACGAUGCGCUCGGCGGAAGCAGCCAAGUCACCGAUGAGGGUGUCGCUCCAGUCAGCUCGGUCAUUGGCUCGCUGGGCGGCGGCGAUGGUGCUGGAGCUGGUGCUUUUGCUGGCGCUGGUGCAGGUGCCGGUGCUUUUGCUGGCGCUGGUGCAGGUGCUGGUGCUGGUAUUGGCGGCGGUCAUGGCGGUCAUGGCGGCAGCAAUGCUUACUUGCCACCCAAUUUCAAAUAA